Cucurbita moschata (crookneck pumpkin) is the source of this 2353-nucleotide messenger RNA. RefSeq names its product phosphatidylserine decarboxylase proenzyme 2-like. The transcript is spliced from 21 exons. Gene Ontology annotation, molecular function: phosphatidylserine decarboxylase activity; calcium ion binding. NCBI's taxonomy places the organism in Eukaryota, Viridiplantae, Streptophyta, Magnoliopsida, Cucurbitales, Cucurbitaceae. The coding region runs from base 199 to 2160 and encodes 653 amino acids. Gene Ontology annotation, biological process: phospholipid biosynthetic process. The record is from RefSeq and is a predicted model, not a curated record.
CCAGCAGGGGAAGAACAAUACAGCAGAAAAGCAGACCAAAAAGUUGAACGGACUGACAUUCUUCCAAUUUUCAGCUUGGAAGUAUUCAAAUCAAAGACCCCACGAUCCCCCACAACGUCGAUUUCUCAUGGCUUAAGAGUGAUUCUCCGAAUCAAAUUCCCUCCAUUUCCAGACGCAGCAGCAGGAGCAGAGCCAAUCAUGGGGAAUGGCAGUUCCAAGCUUGAUUCUUCCUCCUCUUCAGAUCCCGAUGCUGAAGACUCGCGUGGUUCUCGAUUCAAGAAGCGUAUGCAUCUUCGUCGAUUUCUUCGAAGGCGUCGUGGAGGAGACGCCAAUGGCAAAGGAAUUCGUUCUCAUACCAAACUUGGCUCUGUGGAGGAUUUCGCUGGAAUCGCUGUUCUUACUCUUAUUAGUGCGCAAAUGAAUUUCAAGGAUAAGUGGCUCGCUUGUGUUUCGUUUGGAGAGCAGACUUUUCGGACGGGAAUCUCUGAUCACACUAAAGACCCAGCUUGGAACUCUGAAAAGAAGCUUCUCUUGGAGAAGGAUGGACCUCAUAUUGCGAGGAUCUCUGUUUUUGAGACUAAUAGAAUAUCCCGAAACAACCUUGUAGGAUAUUGUGAGAUCGAUCUACUUGAAUUUCUAUCACAGGAUUCAAGCUCUGAGGAACUCAAAUUGUUGGAUCCAUCACCACCUAAUGAAGUGGUUGGAAAAAUUUAUGUGUCAUGUUCUGUUGAGGACCCGAUCGAAACUGAGAAACGCUUUGCAAAACGCAUCUUAUCUAUUGUGGAUUAUAAUGAGGAUGGAGAGCUCUCAUUCCCUGAAUUUUCUGACUUAAUUGAUGCUUUUGGCAAUCAAGUGGCAGCUUCUAAGAAGGAGGAGCUUUUUAAGGCAGCUGACAAGAACGGGGAUGGUGUUGUCACGCUUGAUGAGUUGGCUGCUCUUCUUGCUGCUCAACAAGAGAAGGAACCAUUGAUGAAUCGCUGCCCUGUUUGUGGUGAAGUUCUUGAAGUUUCUGAUAAACUGAACAAUAUGAUUCACUUGACUCUAUGUUUUGAUGAAGGAACUGGAAACCAAGUUAUGACCGGAGGGUUCUUGACCGAUAAACAGGCUGCAUAUGGGUGGAUGUUUAAGUUAAGCGAAUGGGCCCAUUUUUCGUCGUAUGACGUUGGUCUAAACUCUGGUUCAAGUGCAUCUCAUAUUGUAGUUUAUGAUCGGCAGAAAAAAAGGCUAGUGGAAGAGAUAAUUGAUGGAAAGAUUGUUUUGUCAAUGAGGGCCAUCUAUCAGUCAAAAGUCGGUCUUGCUCUUAUGGAUAAAGGGGUGAAAGAACUCUUACAUAGCAUUUCUGAAAAGCAAGGAAAGCGGAUGGAUUCAGUUGAAUCUGCAAAAGAUAUUCCACAUUUCAUUGAAUCUUUCAAGGAUCAAAUCAAUAUGAAUGAGGUGAAGCAUCCUUUAGAAUAUUUCAAGACAUUUAAUGAAUUCUUUAUAAGAGAGUUGAAGCCCGAUGUGAGACCAAUUGCACAUGUGGAAUGUGAUGAUGUUGCCGUAUGUGCUGCUGAUUGCCGAUUAAUGGCAUUUAAAUCAAUCGAUGACAGCCUAAGGUUGUGGAUUAAGGGGCGGAAGUUUUCAGUUCAAGGUCUUCUAGGGCAAGAGAUAAGCGCGGGUGCUUUUAUGGAUGGGACGUUGGUGAUAUUUCGUCUGGCACCACAAGAUUAUCAUCGCUUCCAUUUUCCAGUCUCUGGAUUCAUUGAACAAAUUGUAGACAUACCUGGAUGCCUGUAUACUGUUAAUCCAAUUGCUGUCAAUAGCAAGUAUUGCAAUGUCUUCACAGAAAACAAGCGAUCAGUAGCUAUAAUUUCAUCUUCUGAUUUUGGCAAGGUUGCUUUUGUUGCAAUUGGAGCUACCAUGGUUGGCAGCAUAACCUUCACAAAAGGGAAGGGAGAUUAUGUAAAAAAAGGAGAAGAGUUUGGGUAUUUCUCUUUCGGUGGAAGUACUGUAAUUUGCGUAUUUGAAAAGGACUCGAUCCAGAUAGAUGAGGACCUGUUAGCAAAUAGUUCCAGAUCACUUGAAACUUUGGUUCGUGUUGGGACUAAGCUUGGUGUUUCUACUAGAAGAGUUUCUCAAGCUGAUUUGCCAGAUGUAAGACGCUGUGCCUUGGAUGACUGAAAAUGAGCUCAUCAGUGUAUGUCGUUUUCUACCUUGUUCAUAGUUAUCUUGAGUAUUUUCUGAAUCUGUCAAUUCCAUCUAUUUACUCUGAUAUUGUCGCCAUCCCACGGAGGCAGAAGAAAAAACAAAAAAGGACAGAUCUGAUUGAUUUUGUGAAUACCAAUAAAACCAACUGUGUUGUAUGUUGCCUGCA